Molecule: messenger RNA, 2510 nt
Organism: Pogonomyrmex barbatus (red harvester ant)
Lineage: Eukaryota; Metazoa; Arthropoda; Insecta; Hymenoptera; Formicidae
Gene: Rab8
Product: RAS oncogene family member Rab8
Molecular function (GO): GTP binding; GTPase activity
Source: RefSeq, a predicted model, not a curated record
GGCGCACGCGUACUCGGCGGCGCACAGAGAGUCCAAGGUGGCCACAACACGAGGGCGAAAUCGCGGCGGAUGCACGGCUGUCAUCGCUUUUUCUGACAGAUGUUUUGCGUGAUUAAUCCGCUUUGUUAAUUCGCGGUCGCGCGUUCGCGAGCGUACGGGAGGUAGGCGAGGAGCACCCCUUCUCUCGCGGUUCCUCGUGUCGCGAACAGAGCCACGCGUCAUCACCCGACGUGGUGUUGUCAUCGGUGCCCGAAAAAUCGAGAUCCCGUCGGGAGAAAUCCAGACGGGAGCAGGACAGAGAAGGAGAGACGGAGAGAAAGAGAGUGAGCGAGCACCGGAGGAAGGAGAACGCGCUUCGUCAAAUGUCUCGCGGACGAAACGGUUAGAUAUCGUCAUUGGAGAUCAGGAAGAGGAGAGAGAAAGAGAGUGAAAAAGAGAAAGAAAGAGAGAGAGAGAGAAGACUCGGGCCAGCUGGUUUUGUGAGCAGCCCGUUCGGAGGCUCCCGUCACGAACGUCAGGAAGCAUCGUUCGCGAAGCGCUCGGAUUUCGUGGUGAGCGAUUAAUAUCGCUCGGGGAAGCUGCGACGAGCCCGUAUCAUCAUCGCGUCGCACGACAAUGGCAAAAACGUACGAUUAUUUAUUCAAGCUGCUGCUGAUCGGCGAUUCCGGCGUAGGCAAAACCUGCGUCCUGUUUCGCUUCUCCGAAGAUGCGUUCAACACCACCUUCAUCUCGACCAUCGGUAUUGACUUUAAGAUCCGUACCAUCGAACUGGACGGGAAGAAGAUUAAGUUACAGAUAUGGGAUACCGCUGGACAAGAAAGGUUUCGCACCAUCACCACGGCAUAUUAUCGCGGAGCGAUGGGAAUUAUGUUGGUGUACGAUGUUACAAAUGACAAAAGUUUUGAAAACAUUAAAAACUGGAUUCGUAAUAUAGAGGAGAAUGCGUCGGCGGAUGUGGAGAAAAUGUUGUUAGGUAAUAAGUGUGAGCUUACAGAGAAGAGGCAAGUAACGAAGGAAAGAGGUGAACAACUGGCUGUGGAAUAUGGUAUUAAAUUUAUGGAAACCUCAGCGAAAUCUAGUAUCAAUGUGGAAGAGGCUUUCUAUACUUUGGCACGCGAUAUCAAAGCGAAAAUGGAAAAAAAAUUGAAGGAAGCAUCGAAUCCACCGAAAGGCGGCGGUCACCAGUUGAAAGCCUCAGAACCACAGAGGAAGCCACCCAGUUGGCUCGCUCGUUGUACUAUACUCUGACCCUCCAAAUAUUUCCAACUGUUCAACGAGACACAUCUAUUUACUAUCAUUAUUUACUUAUGUUCAUUUCGUCGAACAAAACCGAUGUUUUGUGGAACCAUUCACAUCCCAAGUAUCGGGUAUAGUGGGUUUAUUCCUUGACAAUGAAACGUUAUCGCAUUAUAUUAUUACUCAGAAAUUAUUUGCAUGAAUGUAUCUUUUGCCGAAGAAACCCUCAGAGGAGAAAGUAUUAAAACUCUUUGUUUUAUUACGUAGGAAGGGAGUGUGCGUGUCGUUUUAGUUAAUGCAACUGCUACAGUUUGUUAUACAAAUAUUUUACUUGUUAAUCAAUAUAAUUAAAUGGUCUUAGGUGAGGUAGUUCCGAUGACAUGAUAAUCGAGUUGACAGAGAUUUAAUGAUGUGAUCUUAUAUGUCUCAUUAUGUUAUUUAAAAAAUUUACAAUGAUAUUUAUUAAAUCAGGCAAAAACAUUAAGUUAUGUGUGAUAUAUCAGACACACAAUGAACUUUCUUUUUUCUCUCUCCUCUGGCUUUCUUAAAUGAUCAACGGGUAAUGGUCAAUUUUCUUUAUCGAAAAAUCACUAUUAAGUAUAAAAGUACGUGUUACUUAAUUUUUAUAGCAAUGGGAUGAAGUAUACAUUUUCUUAUGCACGAAAUUUUGCAACUCAUGUUUCAGCGUGAUUUACAUCGUGUGUGUUUCUCUUAUUGGAGGACCAUAUGUCUGUAAAAGUACAUACAUAGAAACAUACAUCACACACCGUACAACAUCACAUACAAUGAUUAAAAUAAGAAAAAAAUUGAAUAAAUAAGAUUAAGCAGUAUAGGUAUCACACAAUCGUUUUUAUACUGUUAUUAAGCAGAUAUAGCUUUUUCACAAAAUUAACGGGACAACGUAAAGUGUACUAGAGCAUUAACUGAUGUAAUUAAAAUGCCUUGUGACGAAUUGAACAAGAACUUUAUAGAAAGAAUUUUGUUAUAUCUCAAAUAGUCGUAGAAUUUUUAUUAGAUCUAAAAAAAGUAAAGGAGGAACGAACAUAAAUACGCGAAGCUUACUUUCCCGGCGGAUUUAUUUUGCAUGUAGAGAGAUAUAUAGAUUCGUUUACAUUUACAUCCGCAUUAAAAGGAAAAAAUGAAAUAACAAAUCUUUUGUUCGCUGGUUGUCAUGAUGUGCAUCUUACGAGUUUGCAUUUUUACCAUUCGAACUUGUUCAACUUAUACUUAAAUAUAUGAAAACGAUUAUUAUAAUACAUUUUUUAUUAAUCCUG